GGGAGGUCGAAUGAGUGCUUAGUGUUUGAGGGGUUUCUGCAGGGAAGAGCUACUAUGGAGGGAGUUCUGCAAUUCUGUCUGCUUUUUCUGCAAUGUGGAUCAUUUGUACUCAUUUUAGCCAGACCUGAUCAUGACACAACCACAGUGAGAUCCAUUGUGGAUUCAGAUGCAGCUUUUACUGUAACUAAGAGCCUUUUUCCUGCAGGGAAAACCAAUGCCACUGAGGUUCCCACCACAAGAUUCAAAACAAGUUAUAGUGAGGCAACAACUAAACUUCCCAAAACCACCACAACUACUGAACAUCUGACUGAAGACACUGGUAAAGCAGUGGAGAGAGCAGUCACUGAAGAAGAAGAAGGUCCUUUGGAAUUAGAAAGGAGGUCCCCCAGGAGUGUUCCGGUAGCAAAGAAGUCCAAAAAGAUCCUGAAGAAACCCAAACUCUUCACCAAGAAGCCAAAGGUUGUUAAGAAAGCCAAACCUCAGGCCAAACAAAGUGUGAACCAGUCAGGGGCCACGGAGACAGUCCUACAAUGUCCUCCACUGGGUCUGGAGUCCCUGAAGGUCAAAGACACUCAGCUGAGAGCAUCUUCCUACCAACGCAGAGGCCUGGGGCCUCACCGUGGCCGGCUCAACAUCCAGUCUGGGAUAGAGGAUGGGGAUAUCUACGAUGGAGCCUGGUGUGCUCAGUACAGAGACAAGAAGCAGUGGCUGGAGGUCGACGCUCUGCGACUGACUCGCUUCACUGGUGUCAUCCUGCAGGGUCGCAGCUCCAUCUGGAGCUGGAACAUGGUGUAUACCUACAAGGUGCAGUUCAGUAACGACUCUCUGGUCUGGAAGCCGUGUAUGAACGGGACUGAAGAGGCUGUAUUUGAAGGAAACCAGGAUACAGAGACACCUGUCCUCGCCCUUUUCAACACUUCCACAGUGGCCCGUUACAUCCGGAUCAACCCACAGACCUGGUACCAGAACGGGACACAGGGAAACAUCUGCCUGAGAGCCGAGGUGUUGGGCUGCACACUCCCAGAUCCAAAUAAUAUCUACGCGUGGCAGACAGAACCCCCAAAGUCUAAAGACAAACUGGACUUCAGACACCACAACUACAAGGAGAUGAGAAAGUUGAUGAAAUCAGUAAACGAGGCGUGUCCUGACAUCACCCGCAUCUACAGCAUUGGGAAGAGUUACACAGGUCUAAAGCUGUACGUCAUGGAGAUCUCUGACAACCCUGGAAAACAUGAACUGGGAGAACCAGAGUUCCGGUACGUUGCAGGGAUGCAUGGGAACGAGGUGCUGGGCCGAGAGCUUCUGCUCAAUCUAAUGCAGUACAUGUGCAAAGAGUACAAACGAGGUGACCAGCGCGUCGUCCACCUGGUCAAAGAGACUCGCAUCCACCUCCUGCCCUCCAUGAACCCUGAUGGAUAUGAGAUGGCCUUUAAAAAGGGCUCAGAAUUAGCAGGUUGGUCUCUGGGUCGUUACAGCUAUGAAGGUAUCGACAUGAACCACAACUUUGCUGACCUCAACUCAGUGAUGUGGACCGCCAUCGAGCUGGAGACAGACCGGUCCAAACUCAUCAACCACUACUUCCCCAUCCCUGAGCAGUACACCUCGGAGGAAGCCUUUGUGGCGUCAGAGACCCGCGCUGUCAUCAACUGGAUGCAGAACAUCCCAUUUGUUCUUAGUGCUAACCUCCAUGGUGGAGAGCUGGUGGUCACCUACCCGUAUGACAUGACCCGCGACUGGGCACCUCGCGAGCACACACCCACUUCUGAUGAAAGCUUCUUCCGCUGGUUGGCUACAGCGUACGCCAGCACCAAUCAGGUGAUGUCCAACCCAGACCGGAGGCCUUGCCACAACAAGGACUUUCUAAGAUACAACAACAUCAUCAAUGGAGCCGACUGGCACAACGUCCCAGGAAGUAUGAAUGAUUUCAGUUACCUGCACACCAACUGUUUCGAGGUGACGGUGGAGCUGUCAUGUGAUAAAUUUCCUCAUGCCAGUGAGCUUCCCAUCGAGUGGGAGAACAACAGAGAGUCUCUUCUGGUUUACAUGGAGCAGGUCCACCGUGGAAUUAAGGGUGUGGUUCGGGACAAAGAUACAGAGGCGGGUAUAGCAGAUGCCAUCAUUAAAGUUGAUGACAUUGAUCAUCAUAUUCGAUCAGCUGCUGAUGGCGACUACUGGCGGCUGCUGAAUCCCGGUGAGUACCGGGUGACAGCCGGCGCAGAGGGCUACUACCCCUCCUCCCGUAACUGCUAUGUCAUGUACGACCACUAUCCCACAAUCUGCGACUUCCGCCUCACCAAGAUGUCCAAACAGAGGCUAAAAGAGAUUUUGGCGAAGGGGGGGAAACUCCCCAAAGACCUGCAGCUCCGGCUACGACAGCUACGCAUGCGGAAGCUCCGUGUCACCACCAAGGCCAUGAACCAGAGGCGUGCUGCUGCGGCUGCCAAACGGGCAAAGAGGGUGUGACGAUGAUGAAACAUAGUAUAAGAACAAAGCAGGACUUGGUUCAGUUCACACUGCGUUUAGAGACACCCAUCUUAACUGGAUUCAUGUCAAUUUUGCUUUUUUUUAAAAAAAUUUUAAAUGCUGUUGCUCCAUUUCAGCAACAUGCUAUUUUACACCUGUACACAAAGACACGACAAACCAACUGUUUCAUCUUCUGCUGUGGAGCAGCAGAACAACUGAAGAGACAGCUUCUUUCUUAAGAAACAUUUAUGGCUGUUGAUGAAUCACAUUACAUGUCUUUUCCAUGUAUCAGGCUAAGUUGUUAUGCUGUCAGCAAGAUCACAAGUUAAGUUCUCAAAAACACAAUUAAAAUUAAUUUUUGACUCACACCAGCCACUUUACUGAAGACAACUUCCUGUAUUGUUACUAUAUAUUAUUAUAUGUGAAAACUUUUAUACAGUGUUGUUGGGUAAAGUGUUGACUUUGAGCUUUAAAUGUUUUCACAUCCCAUUUAGGAAUUAUUUCUACACUGUAACAGAACCUCAACAUCACUGUACUUUUUUACUUUACACUGAAAUUAGGCACAGCUUUACAUUCAUGGUCACAGUUUCAAUUCAAAUUUAUGUUGUAGGAAUAUUGAGCCAAAAAAUAAAAUGUGUCAUCGUCUAAAUGCUUUAGCAACAUACUAACUUUAUCACUUAAAUAUGUUCAUAGAAUACUGUUUGUUUGUUUAUUUAAAAGUUUAAAAACAAACUAUACAUUUCGGGAUUAUUGUACUGCAAAGACACAUGAAGCUACUCCAAAAAGUAUCAAGUAAAACAACCAACAGUAUGUAAGGUUUGUGGAAAAUCUUGUAUCGUGAAAAGGAGUUAUGUUUUUAAAGCAAUACAAUCCCAAACUCCUGCAGAAAGUAAAGUAUUAUGUAGUGUGAACAUUUGGCCCAUCCUGCACCAGACUGCCAGCGGGAGGCAGUAGGCUCUUCUUACCAGCCCAAUCCAGACCCAGAACCAGUGUCCCACUUGACUCCUCAGGCCUGGACUUUUGCACACAACCACGUGAGCUAUGAUGCAGCAUGAACUGAUAUUUUUAGAAAGAUUUCUCAGAUAUACAACUGUGAUGCAUGACAGAGCUUCAGUUCUGACACAGACAUAGAAAGCCAUGACAUAAAGAUAGUUAAAUAGACUGCAGCAAAUUCAUUUGUAAACAGCAAAACAUCUGUUCUGAAUGAUUUCUUGACAUUGUGACAACCUGUCUCUACAUACUUUAAUUUCAUCGAUUGAAACCGAGCAAUUAAUUUUCACUGUAGAAAAUUAUAAUGAAUUUGCUUGCACUCGUAAACCCGAAAUAAAAAUAUUAAAAACUUGAAUCCUG
Messenger RNA from Micropterus salmoides (largemouth bass), 3813 nucleotides. RefSeq names its product probable carboxypeptidase X1. The record is from RefSeq and is a predicted model, not a curated record. Bases 55 to 2463 code for a protein of 802 amino acids. Gene Ontology annotation, molecular function: zinc ion binding; metallocarboxypeptidase activity. Gene Ontology annotation, biological process: proteolysis. The transcript is spliced from 15 exons. Lineage: Eukaryota; Metazoa; Chordata; Actinopteri; Centrarchiformes; Centrarchidae.